AUGCUGUAUUUUGAAUUUAAAGGUGAGUUUGGCCCUGACGUGAAGUCGUUAGAGGGCUCAACUUUGAAUAUCUCGGCUACUCAUUUCACAAAUCAAAUUUUGAUACAGAUACGAGCCAGUGGUGAGAUGGAUUCCACUUAUGAAGUUACACAGAGGGGAAUAAGACCAAUGGAGCAGAUUUUCAGUCGACCAAUAGCAGGACAAAACGGGGUUUUGGAGGAAAAUGAGGAGGAAGAAGAGGAGUUUGAAACGAUGAGGGAUCAUCUGUCCGAUUAUAAUGUUAUUGUUAGAUUAGGUGAUUCGAACGAUGCAAAGAUACCGGUUAUCUGCACACAAAUAGCGAACCUGUACCAGACUGUAAUCUUACCCCAAUCAGCACCUGUUUUAAGAGGUGACAAUUUCUCCGGUGUCAAUCUUUUAAUAACGCUAAAUAGCAAGAUGUGGAGACAAGAUGAAAAUGAUAGUAACGUAGAUUUUGCAAAAUUAGUGUUUUUAUUGAAGUCAAUAAAAGAAAUGUAUGUAAAGUAA
Messenger RNA from Kazachstania africana CBS 2517, 528 nucleotides. RefSeq names its product Irc25p (gene IRC25). The coding region runs from base 1 to 528 and encodes 175 amino acids. The transcript has a single exon. Lineage: Eukaryota; Fungi; Ascomycota; Saccharomycetes; Saccharomycetales; Saccharomycetaceae. The record is from RefSeq and is a predicted model, not a curated record.